Molecule: messenger RNA, 1088 nt
Organism: Hibiscus syriacus
Lineage: Eukaryota; Viridiplantae; Streptophyta; Magnoliopsida; Malvales; Malvaceae
Exons: 5
Coding region: 44-793 (249 amino acids)
Source: RefSeq, a predicted model, not a curated record
AGUUUCUCCGUUAGGGAAAAAAAAAUUGGCCGCACCGGACGAGAUGUCGAAAUCAACGGAGCAAACCCUAGACGACGAACUUAGACCGUCCAGUCGGAGCCAUAAAAAUCAGCUCCUUGAAGAGCAACAACAGACUCAAGAAUGGGAGACCCUGGCUCGAGCCUGGGUGAGAUCUUUUCCAGAAUCAAAAGCAGUGACCGUGAGCCAAGUCGAAGUCUGGAUCGACUCCAACUUCGGCUCGUUACCAGCCGAUCUCCAAUCCAUGCCACGAUCUGAGCUCAUCAAAAGACUCCUUUCAAUCCAUAAUUACCUCAGAUUUCCCUCCCAGACCCAGGACAGAGAACCAAGUCAGCAUGAACUUCCGCCGGCUCGGUUUCAGCGCACCGAUCAGUGGAUACCAGUCUAUUCUUGGUUAGAAUCUUUGGAUACCGAUGAACCGGUCAAAUCUAAAGACAUUUCGGAUUGGUUAAACAAUAACCAACAAGUCAAGGACCAUUUGUGCUCUAGACAUUCUCGGUAUCAUUUGAUGCACUAUAUAAAAAAGUGCCAUUUAAAGAUAUUAAAGAGGAGGGAAAAGAAGGUUGUAUCGCAGCCGUUGAAUAAAGAAAGCGUUUUGAAAGUUCGGAAGGAUGUAAUGGCAAAAAAACCAGCACCAGUUCCAAGCAAUCCUUUGAACAAUUUACCUAAAGAUAGUGACCUCUACAUAGCAAAACGGAAUGAAGCUAGGCGUAAAUAUGAGAUCUUACUAGAGUUGGAGAAAAAGCUUGCACCUGUGUUUUCAAGGAAGAAAUGAACCCGGAUACAGCUACUCCAUGCUGUACUGAUAACCUUUUCUUCUACAGCAUUAGGUAUAGAUUUUGCUUGUGAUUUAUUAGACUAUGGUGAUUUUAAUUCAUGCAUUUUAUGUGCAAAUAUUACUGCUUAGGAAUAUUAUGCAAUGAUCUCUGUUCCGCAAUUGUUUCGAGAUUUACUUCAUUGUUCGCCAUUGUUCUACCUUUCAUGCUCCAUCACUGAUUCUGGCUCGAUUUAACAAUGGCUGCUAAUGCAUCUGGCAAACGGAAAUCACUUUUGAGUGGCUGGAUUACCUA